UUGUGUUCGGUAGACAAACAGCUGACCCGAGUAAUCCGACUGCGCUCGCUGGAAAACACAAAGACGACGAUUGAAAUUAAAACGAAAAAAAAAAUAAAUACAAUCACGCAGUUGUUUCAUUUGUUUCGCAUUUGUUCCGAAAUUAAUUUUCAAUACUGAUACGAUAAAUCGCCCGUGUUCGGCCCGUAUUUGCUCCGCGUCGCCCGCCCGACCGCGCAUUAUUCCGAACCGAUAUCGUCGUUGACGGCAAUUGCGUCUUACGAAAAUGUCCAAUAGCGGUUUGACGAAAAUCGCCGUUUAGCGCCAGAUUGACUGUACGGCGAACACCGAAAACUCCACGUACAUUGUACCGCUUACACAAGGUCCGGUCGAUUAGUUGAAUUAGUUUUGAUAGUUUUGCAUUUUACUAUUGCUUUCGUCUUCCCCGCAGGCCUGUUCAACGGACAGGUCAGAGAAUGGGCCGAAUAUUUCUUGAUCACGUUGGCGGCGAUCGGCUGUACGCGUGUGCAGCCUGUGACACGAAUUUGACCAAUCGUGACGAGUUAAUAAGCACCCGGUUCACAGGCGCGACAGGCCGAGCAUUUCUGUUCAACAAAGUCGUAAACCUCAAUUACAGGUAUUGAAUCGCUACUGUGUAUAACAAUGUGAAUGUGAUAGAGCUUUAUAAAGGUAUUGAUUUAUUAUUUUGAUACAACUUGAUUACCCAAUUGGUUGCAUUCGUGAUUUUACCGAGACAAUUUUUUUUUUAUGAUCUGUACAAUUGUUAUUGUCGGUAUUCACAUUAAAGUUGCUGCAGUUAAAAACUUAUCCAUAAACACCGAUACAAUUACAAAGUGUUUGAAUGUGUCUUGUAUAAUUGGAGUAUGCUUAGGUCUAAGGCGAUAAAAACGUAUCGUAUAAUAUGUUUGAUUACUUAAAUAAUUUAAACGAUUCUUGUUUUGUUAUUUAUUUAAAUUAGUUUUAAGACAAGUCAAUAAUUACACAUUUUUCUAAAUUAUUAUAUACUUUUAUAGCUACAAUAAAGAAAACUUUUUUUCGACAUCUAUCUUGAGAAAAAUGUAUCUUAGAAUAAAAUAAUACAUGUGUUGCAUAAAAGUUAAGCAUCCACAGCACACUCUAGAAAUUGAUAACGUGUGUGGCCGUUGACAAUCCUACUUGGUCGUCUGGCCUCGGUCAAAAAUUGAUUUGGCUAUUGUAACUUACUACACAUUGGGUACUUGAAUAGCUUCCAUUAAAUCAAAUAAAGCGAUAACAUAUUGACAUUUUCUAUCCCAAAAAUCUAUUAUUUAAAUAAAAAUGUAGUUAUAAUAAGUAAUUCUUAGUCUUAUUACUAGGACAGUGAAUUUGUAAUAAAGUGCAUAUUUUUUUUGCUGACUCUAAAACAUAGCUCUCUUAAUCCAAAGUUUAAAUUAUGUAACAACAAAUUCAAUUGUGAAACUUGUAUUGUGUAUUUUUUCAAAUUUGUAGGUUAUUUUUUGAUGUUUUAGUUUAUUUUAGUCAAUUUUUACUUGAAUUACUUUUUUGUUUUAUUUACACUGGUGGUAUAUACCUUGCUUAUAUUUUAUAUUCUUGUUUUAAACUAUUUCACACAACCUGUAUAUGACUAAGUUUGCAAGCGCAACAUUUGAUUUGGCACUAUUCAAUAAGUCUAACCGCGGUUUUUAAUUGAGACAUCAAUAAUGAAUUUCCAGAGUCGGGUCUAUUGCAUUUAUACUGCAUUUUUAAGGAUUAUAAAUUUAUUUUUUAAAGUCCUAUAGUGCAUUCAAUUCACAGUCCUAGUUAUUACUGUUGUUGUAAUUGAAAAAGAAAAUACUAAUAUAAUGUUUUGAUUUUCUUUUAUUUAUAGUGAUGUACAAGAUCGAGUCAUGUUAACUGGGCGUCAUAUAGUUCGAGAUGUGUCCUGUAAAAAUUGUGAUACCAAGUUAGGAUGGAUAUAUGAAUUCGCUAUGGAAGAAAAUCAACGUUAUAAAGAAGGUAGAGUCAUAUUAGAAAGAGCAUUGGUUACUGAAGGGGAUGGUCUUGAACAUGAAAUCUAAGCUGUACCUAAUCAUCUGCAACAUUAUUAACCCUAAUAAUCUAUACAUAUAUAUUUUUUCUCAUAAUUUAAGUAUAAUAUUAUUUUAAUGUGUAAUAUUAUAUGUAACUUUUAAAUUUACCAACUGAACUAUAAAUAUAAAUUUUGUAUAUAUUGUACAAACUAUUUGUAAAUUAAAUAUUAAUUCUAAAGACAUUAAAAAUUAAAAUAAAUUGAAAAUAACACUUUUUUUUUGUAUUAAUGCAUUUUCAUUCCUCAUUUUUAUGUUUUAGUGUUUUACUAUUAAAAUCAAGACUUUUAUUAAUAAUUUACCAAAUUAAAAUCUUUUACAAAUAAUAUUAAAGAAAUAUUAAAAUCCAUACAUAAUUGUUUACCUAUAUAGAUUAAUUGUUAAUUUAAAAAUGUAUACAAUAUAAUAUAUUGUACGCGAAAAAAAAUUUAAACAGUUGCUAAAGGAAGUUUAUUUUGUUUUUUAGUUUUAAAUUAAUACAAUAUUUGUUUUAUUUAAUUAUUUUUAUAUUAUGCAAUUCAGUUUUUCUAACUCUAAUGUCAUUAUUUAUAACUAAUGUACACACAUAUGUAUAUAUAUAUAUAUUAUUGUUUUGUUUUGUUUUUUUUUAUAUAUAUAUAUAUUGUUAUUAUACAAAAAUAUUGUUUACAUUUAGUGUACGGAAUUUUAAAAAACAGUCUAAUGUCUUGAAUUUAACUAUUAGUUAUAGUAUAGGAAUAAGUACAUAUGUUUAUAUAUUUAUAAAUAAAUAAUUGACACAAUGAAAAUUUUUUUUUAAUAAAAUAUUAUUAAUGUGAAGUAAUUUAAUUGGUAGUUGUUUUGUCAAGAAAACAAUUUAUUGGUUCUGUUCUAUCAAAAGACAUAAUUGUCUACAAUGUUAUAAUAUAAUUUUAA
Cinara cedri is the source of this 2939-nucleotide messenger RNA. The record is from the annotation of a GenBank genome assembly. NCBI's taxonomy places the organism in Eukaryota, Metazoa, Arthropoda, Insecta, Hemiptera, Aphididae.